This is a messenger RNA of Capsella rubella, 1612 nucleotides long. Its product is annotated as protein RMD5 homolog. Gene Ontology annotation, molecular function: ubiquitin protein ligase activity; protein binding. Gene Ontology annotation, biological process: proteasome-mediated ubiquitin-dependent protein catabolic process. The record is from RefSeq and is a predicted model, not a curated record. The transcript is spliced from 2 exons. Bases 176 to 1333 code for a protein of 385 amino acids. Gene Ontology annotation, cellular component: nucleus; GID complex; cytoplasm. NCBI's taxonomy places the organism in Eukaryota, Viridiplantae, Streptophyta, Magnoliopsida, Brassicales, Brassicaceae.
AAGAAAGAAAAAAGAAAAAGAACAAAAAAAGACAAAGAAAAAAUCAGGAAAUCUGGUGUAUUUCCUCUUCUGUUCCUCCGUUCGUGUUUUGCUUUGAUCCACCAACUUCAUCUUCUUACCUUUCGAUUUCAGGUUUGAAAAUCGAUUCUUAUUCGAGUGAUUUGAUUAUCUGAGAAUGGAGCUAAAGAGCAUUAAGGAUGCGUUUGACCGUGUCGCGACGAAGCAGAAACUAUCUUAUAACAAAACAAACGAGAUUGUUCACAUGCUGUCUCAAGAAAUCGACAAGGCGUUGAGUAUAAUAAAGGAGUCUCCGUCAGAUACUGUGCUUGAUCAUAGAUCUAUUAUCUCUGAUGUGAAGAAAGCGUUUGUGGGGAUUGCUCCAGUCACUCAACUUGAAGCUGCUGAGAAAGAACUACACGUGGCUCUCACCAAGUACCCCAAAGUUCUUGAAAAACAGCUGAAUCCAGACAUAUCAAAGGCUUAUAGAAACAAUGCGGAGUUCGAUACGCAUAUCGUGAACCAGAUUAUCGCCAACUUUUUCUACCGUCAAGGGAUGUUCGACAUCGGAGACUGUUUUGUUGCUGAAACUGGUGAAUCUGAGUGUUCCACCAGACAAUCUUUUGUGGAAAUGUAUCAGAUAUUAGAAGCUAUGAAGAGACGAGAUCUUGAACCAGCUCUUAACUGGGCAGUUUUAAACUCAGACAAACUGAAGCAAGCAAGGUCCGAUCUCGAGAUGAAGCUUCAUAGUCUACACUUCCUGGAAAUAGCACAAGGCAAAAACUCAAAAGAAGCUAUCAACUACGCGAGAAAGCAUAUCGCCACAUUUGCUGAUAGCUGCCUCCCUGAAAUCCAGAAGCUAAUGUGUUCUCUUUUAUGGAACAGAAAACUCGAUAAAUCACCCUACUCCGAGUUUCUCUCUCCCGCUCUAUGGAACAACGCAGUCAAAGAGCUAACCCGACAGUACUGCAACCUACUCGGUGAAUCAUCUGAAAGCCCGUUGAAUAUAACCGUAGCAGCGGGUACACAAACGUUACCAGUACUAUUGAAAUACAUGAACGUGAUGGCGAACAAGAAGCUUGAUUGGCAGACCAUGGAACAGCUUCCUGUCGAUGCACAACUAUCAGAGGAGUUCCAGUUCCAUUCGGUGUUUGUCUGUCCAGUAUCUAAGGAACAGUCAAGUGAUGAGAAUCCUCCAAUGAUGAUGUCUUGUGGACAUGUGCUUUGCAAGCAGACGAUCAACAAAAUGUCAAAGAAUGGCUCUAAGUCGUCUUUCAAGUGUCCUUAUUGCCCGACUGAUGUCGACAUCUCAAGGUGUAGGCAGUUGCACUUUUAAAACAAACGAGAAUACCCGGGUGAAAAAUGUAUGAACGGUAAACUGGAACCAAGUUCUGAAUCAGGUGAAUUCUGUCUGUGUCAAAAUGUAACCUUCUGUUCUGUUUUUUGUUUUGUUUCAGGAAGUUUUUAAAAGAUGGCUUUUGUGUACAAAAAUUAUCAGGGAAGGUUUAGAUGAUUGGACAUCCCAUAAGAAUGUGUUUUUGUGUCGCUGUUUGUUUCUUUGUUAAAAAAUUCUGAAUAUAGAAAUUCUUUUUACAUUGCAAAAUUAGUUUAGACA